AUGAAGUGCGAGCAGUGGCAGCUGGCCUUGGCAUUGUUCAGCGAAGCGUUGGAUACGAGACUGGAAUCUAACGUCAUCAGCUGGAACGUUGCGAUCAGUGCGUGUGAGACAGGGGAGCAGUGGCAGCUGGCCCUGUCGCUUUUUAACGACAUGCAGGAGGCGAAGUUGGAGCCCGAUGUUGCCAGCUAUAACAUUGUGAUCAACGUGUGUGGGAACGGCGAGCAAUGGCAGCAAGCCCUGACACUGCUCCGCGGUAUGUCCGGCGCGAUAUUAGAACCGAAUGUCAUCAGCUUCAACGCUGGGAUCAGCGCGUGCGAGACAGCAGUACAGUGGCAGCAUGCCUUCUUGCUGCUCAGCGAGAUGCGAGAGGCGAAAUUGGAGCCCGACGUCAUGAGCUACAACGCUGGGAUCAACGCUUGUGCGAGAGGCAGGCACUGGCAGCGGGCACUGUCGCUGUUCGCGCAAUUGCGGGAGGCGAAGCUGGAACCCGACGUCUAA
Molecule: messenger RNA, 498 nt
Organism: Prorocentrum cordatum
Lineage: Eukaryota; Dinophyceae; Prorocentrales; Prorocentraceae
Source: the annotation of a GenBank genome assembly